Nerophis ophidion (straightnose pipefish) is the source of this 774-nucleotide messenger RNA. RefSeq names its product parathyroid hormone-like. Lineage: Eukaryota; Metazoa; Chordata; Actinopteri; Syngnathiformes; Syngnathidae. Gene Ontology annotation, biological process: intracellular calcium ion homeostasis. Gene Ontology annotation, cellular component: extracellular region. Bases 288 to 578 code for a protein of 96 amino acids. Gene Ontology annotation, molecular function: hormone activity. The record is from RefSeq and is a predicted model, not a curated record. The transcript is spliced from 3 exons.
UCCAACCGGUAGGAGGACACGGGGAAGACCCAGGACAGGUUGGGAAGACUAUGUCUCCCGGCAGGCCUGGGAACGCCUUGGGAUCCCCCGGGAAGAGCUAGACGAAGCGGCUGGGGAGAGGAGUGUCUGGGUUUCCCUGCUUAGGCUGUUGCCCCCGCGACCUGACCUCGGAUAAGCGAAAGAAGAUGGAUGGACUUGUUUAAGUCGGGGUCCACGUUAAUCUAUUCAUGUGAUGGCACCAAACAUCAACACACAGCCUUACCUCACUGACGGCUGCAGAGUUCAUCAUGAGAAGUUCAGUCCUGGUUAUCGUCUGCAUUUCACAAAUCUUCACUGUCGCGGAAGGCGGCCCGCUGAGGAAGAGGACGGUGAGCGAGGUCCAGCUCAUGCACGACCACGGUGAGCUCAAACAGGUGCAGCAGCGCCGCGACUGGUUGCAGGUGAGGCUGCGAGGCCUCCACACCGCGCCGUGGACCAGGAGGAGGUUCCUUCUGGAGGAACUGGGUGGCCUGACAGCAGAGGAGAUCCAGGAAGCCUUGGACGUGUUCGACAAGCUCCUCAACCCCAAACCGUCUUGAUUUCACCGAAGUUGGAAUUGUACCGUCAUUAAUUCCUCUCUUUUUAUGAUCCAUAAUGAUAUUCACAGUGUUUUUAUUUUUAAUUCCAUUUAAUUUUGUAGUUGUAUUUAUUACAUUGUUGUUCAAGUCGCAAUAUGUACGAGCUGAGAUUCAAGUAGGUCACUAUUUGUUUAUUUGCAAGAUGAAAAGUGAAGAA